ACACGAACAAAUUCCCUCACUUUAUUAUCUUAAAAAUUAGUGAAAAAAUCAGUAGCUGCUCUGAGCAAUGGCCACAGUGGGAAGGAACGUGGCAGCUCCUCUGCUGUUUCUUAACCUGAUCAUGUACUUCAUAGUUCUAGGUUUUUCUAGCUGGUGUCUGAACAGGUUUAUCAAUGGCCAAACUUACCACCCUAGUUUCGGAGGAAACGGUGCAACCAUGUUUUUCUUAACCUUCUCUAUACUAGCAGCGAUUCUGGGCAUAGUGUCGAAGUUUUUGGGUGGCAAUCACAUGAGGACAUGGAGGAGUGACAGUUUAGCAUCUGCAGGAGCAGCAUCAGUGGUUGCUUGGGGUGUGACUGCUCUAGCAUUCGGGUUGGCUUGCAAGGAAAUAAACAUCGGAGGGCACAGAGGGUGGAGGUUGAAGAUGGUGGAGGCGUUCAUAAUCAUACUCACAUUCACACAGUUGUUGUACGUGUUGCUGAUACACGCGGGGUUAUAUAGCAGCAGAUAUGGUCCCGGCUACCGUGACAAUGACUAUCCUAUGGGAGCCACUACAGGAGAUGCAAUGCACAAGCCUGCGCCUGUUUCUGCUACUGGAACUCGUGUCUAAACUCCACUUCUUCUCCUCCAUCGUCUUCUACUUUAUCUUUCUGCCUUUUCUUUUCCCUUUUUCUUUCCAUGCA
Messenger RNA from Vigna unguiculata (cowpea), 683 nucleotides. Its product is annotated as AWPM-19-like family protein. NCBI's taxonomy places the organism in Eukaryota, Viridiplantae, Streptophyta, Magnoliopsida, Fabales, Fabaceae. The record is from RefSeq and is a predicted model, not a curated record.